AUGGCAAAACAAGCCUUUAAGAAUCAAGAUCAAGCAUUUUCUUCUAGAUUUAUCCCUAAUUCCCUUCAAGCCCACAACCAUUACAAAUUCUCUGUGGCAUGGCUUCCUGUUAGUCCUCAAUGGCGAACUCUUCGCAGAAUAUUGAACACUAAUUUCUUCUCUUCCAAUAAGCUUGAUGCAAAUCAACAUCUAAGUCAACAAGGUGAAGCUUUGGAUAUAGGUCAAGUUGCAUUCAAGACUAAUCUCAACUUAUUGUCAAACACCCUUUUCUCCAAGGAUUUGGCUGACCCUUUUUCAGAUUCAAAGGUAGAGUUGAAGGAUGUUAUCUGGGGUAUCAUGGCUGAUGUAGGGAAGCCUAACUUAGUGGAUUUUUUUCCCAUACUUGGAAAGAUUGAUCUUCAAGGAAUAAGGUGUCGCGCAAUCAUUCAUAUUGGUAAGUUAUUUAAACUUUUUGAUGGUUUGAUCAACGAGCGAUUGGAGGAAAAGAGGAAGGGAUUCUGUGAAAAGAGUGAUGUUCUGGAAAUGUUUCUUAAUAUUACUGAAAAAGACCCUGAAAAAAUGAAUCAUAAUCACAUAAGUCCAUGUUCGUGGUUCGUUUUCUCUUCUAAUUCUUCAUGUCCAUCCAUACUCCAUCUAGUCAAUGCAUUCACAACUUGA
Molecule: messenger RNA, 657 nt
Organism: Solanum tuberosum (potato)
Lineage: Eukaryota; Viridiplantae; Streptophyta; Magnoliopsida; Solanales; Solanaceae
Product: geraniol 8-hydroxylase-like
Exons: 2
Coding region: 1-657 (218 amino acids)
Molecular function (GO): iron ion binding; oxidoreductase activity, acting on paired donors, with incorporation or reduction of molecular oxygen; monooxygenase activity
Source: RefSeq, a predicted model, not a curated record